CCCGUUCAGACUGUUCUAUUCUACAUGCGUGCUACUUCUCGCGAUGACUCCGAGAUUGGUGCCGCCGCAUCUAUUCUAUGUGCGAGCACGGACGGUGCUCUGCAUACUUUGUGAGGUGUCCCAGCACACCUGCCUUCUGGCUGAUCCAGGGAAAACGCCCUGGUACCACAUGCUCCAUCCGCCCAAUCCCAUCAUUACCAAACAGAGAAAAAAAGAAAGAAACAAAAAAUUCAAGGAGCGCAAAACCGCAGCUCCUACAAUAAACCACACGUACAUCCGCCCCUCGCAACAAGCACCACAAUUCCAACCCACCCGAGACAAGACCAACCCCGGUGCCGAUCCUGCGUGACGGCAUGGCACUCUGCGCGUGCGGCAGAAUCUCGCGGUGCGCAUCUGGACGCGGAGCCAAGUGCUUGGUUGUGCUGCCGCGCACACGGAGCACGCCCGCGCACGCAUGAGCCCGUGUCAGGUGCGGCGAUCUGUGAAGUUCUGUGGGGAAGAGAUGGUGCUGUGGACGGGAUGAGCACCGUCGGUCCAGAGCAGGGUAGCACUU
Paraphaeosphaeria sporulosa is the source of this 553-nucleotide messenger RNA. RefSeq lists its product as uncharacterized. The transcript has a single exon. The record is from RefSeq and is a predicted model, not a curated record. Bases 44 to 349 code for a protein of 101 amino acids. Lineage: Eukaryota; Fungi; Ascomycota; Dothideomycetes; Pleosporales; Didymosphaeriaceae.